AUGGCCGCAAUUCCGCUGCAACAAGCCGGUGCCGACGGGAAAUACGACUCGGAGAGCAGCUCAGAGCAGCCAGCAUCGAACUACCGGACCUUUGGGCGGCAGAAACCACAGCACAAAGCAAGAACAGGAGGAGCGUCAGUCCGCUCUGAAGCCCGACAACAGCAAAGGCCGCCAUCCGACGACGACUCAUCCACCGCGGUUGAGAUUGACGCUGCUGGCCAUGCAGGCGCCUUGCGUGCCGCCCAACCCGCCAGGGAUGGAGGCGCCAGAAACGACACGGGGCUCUUCACCCAGGCCUUCAAGAACGACCCGGAAGACGCUGCAAAGCGCUUCGACGCCGUCGUCGAGGGCUGCACAUCACCACCUGCUGCCACCCGCGCUCGCCAUUCUACCUUACCAACGGGCAGAUGA
Molecule: messenger RNA, 411 nt
Organism: Metarhizium album ARSEF 1941
Lineage: Eukaryota; Fungi; Ascomycota; Sordariomycetes; Hypocreales; Clavicipitaceae
Exons: 2
Coding region: 1-411 (136 amino acids)
Source: RefSeq, a predicted model, not a curated record